AUGUUAAAUUCAAAGAAAAUGAUGGACAAGCACUUAAAGAAAGUUUUGCAGGAAAAUGAAGAUCUUAUCAUUGAGAGCAUAAAUUUUGAGGCUGUAAUCGAAUGUAUGUUGGAAACGGAAAUUUUAUCCCUUGAAGACCAAGAAGAACUGGAGCAAAAUGAUGAUAAAGCAAAUAAAGUGAAAAAAUUUCUGCGAAUGAUUGAAAGAAAAGGUUCCAAGUGUUUUGAAUAUUUCCUUGAUGCUUUGGUCCGAACUGAUAACACAGCUUUGGAAAAUGUCUUACGCAAAAAUGAAAAAGUUCCCUCCUUUCCUUUUGGCAAUGAAUCUAACAAGAUUAGCAACAUAGAAAAUGUUGAAUCCUCAUGCCAGACAUUCAUUAUGCACAACGAAGACCAUACUCUGGGUAACGCACUUCGUUACGUUGUCAUGAAGAAUCCCAAAGUGGAAUUCUGUGGCUAUGGGGUGCCUCAUCCUUUUGACAACAAAAUCAAUUUUCGCAUUCAGACCAAAGGAGAUUCUGCAGUUCAAGUUUUGGCUGAAGGAUUUUCAAAUUUGAAUUCGCUCUGUAAAAUAGUUUUGGAUAAAUUUGAGGACAGCGUACAAAAAUACAAACGAAGCCAAGCAGAAUAA
Messenger RNA from Acanthosepion pharaonis, 630 nucleotides. The record is from the annotation of a GenBank genome assembly. NCBI's taxonomy places the organism in Eukaryota, Metazoa, Mollusca, Cephalopoda, Sepiida, Sepiidae.